Alligator sinensis (Chinese alligator) is the source of this 7059-nucleotide messenger RNA. It is a transcript of the gene TJP1, whose product is annotated as tight junction protein 1. The transcript is spliced from 30 exons. NCBI's taxonomy places the organism in Eukaryota, Metazoa, Chordata, Crocodylia, Alligatoridae. Gene Ontology annotation, biological process: establishment of endothelial intestinal barrier; cell-cell adhesion; protein localization to cell-cell junction. Gene Ontology annotation, cellular component: plasma membrane; bicellular tight junction. Gene Ontology annotation, molecular function: cell adhesion molecule binding. The coding region runs from base 6 to 5639 and encodes 1877 amino acids. The record is from RefSeq and is a predicted model, not a curated record.
ACCAGAUGCAGAGAAGUUUCCCAGACUUGUCCGAGGAAACAAAAAUGAUGGCUGUCUCAGAAAUGGAGCUGCAUGAAACUUGUGAGACUAAUGACCAGGAAGGAAACCCUUCUGCUGAGGACCCAGUGAAUCAAUCAUUCAACAAAUACAGGGUAACUCCACCAUCUGAAAAUCCCAACGGUGCUUCUUGUAGCGUAAGUCAAGGAAAGCCUUCUCUGAGAAGAAUAAAAGGGAGAAUACAUAGAAGUAAAAGUCUUGAUAGUAUUGAUUUCUGUGAAUUCAGUAGCACAACAAUGGAAGAAACGGCAAUAUGGGAACAACAUACAGUGACUCUUCACAGGGCUCCAGGAUUUGGAUUUGGUAUUGCAAUAUCUGGAGGAAGAGAUAAUCCGCAUUUUCAGAGUGGUGAAACAUCAAUAGUUAUUUCUGAUGUACUGAAAGGAGGUCCAGCAGAAGGAUUACUACAGGAAAAUGACCGUGUUGCAAUGGUUAAUGGUGUUUCAAUGGAUAAUGUGGAACAUGCGUUUGCUGUUCAGCAGCUGAGAAAAAGUGGAAAAAAUGCUAAAAUUACUAUCCGAAGAAUGAAGAAAGUUCAGAUUCCAGUAGCCAGACCAGAACCAGAACCAGUAUCUGAAAAUGAGGAGGAUAGCUUUGAUGAGGAGAUACAGGAUCCAAGAAGUGCACGUGGUGGUCCAGGUGCCAACAGAAAGCAUGAGAAGAGCUGGGUAAGAGACCGAAGUGCAAGCAGAGAGAGAAGUUUAUCACCAAGAUCAGAUAGAAGAUCUAUUGCUUCUAGUCAGCCUGCAAAACCUACCAAAGUAACCUUGGUGAAAUCCAGGAAAAAUGAAGAGUAUGGUUUGCGCUUGGCCAGUCAUAUAUUUGUGAAGGAAAUAUCACAAGAUAGCUUGGCAGCAAGAGAUGGCAACAUUCAGGAAGGAGAUGUUGUAUUGAAGAUAAAUGGCACAGUCACAGAAAAUAUGUCUUUGGCAGAUGCAAAGACACUAAUAGAAAGGUCAAAAGGCAAGUUGAAAAUGGUGGUUCAACGCGAUGAGCGAGCAACGCUCUUGAAUGUCCCUGAUCUUUCUGACAGCAUUCACUCUGCUAAUGCUUCAGAAAGAGAUGACAUUUCAGAAAUUCAGUCGCUGGCAUCCGAUCAUUCCAAUCGAUCACAUGACAGGCCCCGCCGCAGUCGUUCACGAUCUCCUGACCAGAGGUCAGAGCCUUCAGACCAUUCCAGACAUUCUCCACAGCAACCCAGCAACGGCAGUCUUCGGAGCAGAGAGGAUGAGAGAGUAUCAAAACCAGGAGCUAUCUCUACACCUGUAAAGAAUGCAGAUGAUAUCCCUCUUUCUAAAACCAUGGAAGAAGUUGUAGUUGAAAGAAAUGAAAAACAAACUCCACCUUUGCCAGAACCAAAGCCAGUGUACGCGCAAGCAGGACAGCCAGAUGUCGAUUUACCAGUCAGUCCGUCUGAUGGUCCUUUACCUAGUUCAACUCAUGAAGAUGGAAUGCUUCGGCCAAGCAUGAAGCUGGUAAAAUUCAAAAAAGGAGACAGUGUGGGCCUGCGUCUGGCUGGUGGCAAUGAUGUAGGUAUAUUUGUAGCAGGUGUUCUGGAGGACAGCCCUGCAGCAAAAGAAGGAUUAGAAGAAGGGGAUCAAAUUCUCAGGGUAAAUAAUGUGGACUUCACAAAUAUCAUUAGAGAGGAAGCAGUGCUUUUUCUGCUUGAUCUCCCUAAAGGAGAAGAGGUAACAAUUUUGGCACAAAAGAAAAAGGAUGUUUAUCGUCGCAUUGUUGAGUCUGAUGUUGGAGAUUCUUUCUAUAUCAGAACUCAUUUUGAGUAUGAAAAGGAAUCUCCCUAUGGGCUAAGUUUCAACAAAGGUGAAGUGUUCCGUGUGGUGGAUACCUUGUACAAUGGCAAGCUGGGCUCCUGGCUGGCUAUUCGAAUUGGCAAGAAUCACAAAGAGGUGGAAAGAGGCAUCAUACCCAACAAAAACAGAGCUGAGCAGCUAGCUAGUGUACAGUACACUCUUCCAAAGACAGCAGGAGGGGAUCGUGCAGAUUUCUGGAGGUUCCGAGGCCUGCGCAGCUCAAAGAGAAAUCUCCGAAAAAGCCGAGAAGAUCUCUCUGCACAGCCUGUUCAGACAAAGUUCCCUGCAUAUGAAAGAGUUGUGCUUCGAGAAGCUGGAUUUCUCAGGCCUGUAACUAUCUUUGGACCAAUUGCUGAUGUUGCAAGAGAGAAACUAGCACGAGAAGAACCUGACAUUUUUCAAAUUGCAAAAAGUGAACCAAGAGAUGCUGGUACUGACCAGCGUAGUUCUGGCAUUAUUCGCCUUCAUACAAUAAAACAGAUAAUUGAUAGGGACAAACAUGCUUUAUUGGAUGUCACUCCAAAUGCAGUGGACCGUCUAAAUUAUGCACAGUGGUAUCCCAUUGUAGUGUUCUUGAACCCUGACUCUAAGCAAGGUGUAAAAACCAUGAGAACGAGGCUGUGUCCAGAAUCACGGAAAAGUGCCAGAAAAUUGUAUGAAAGAGCUCACAAACUAAGGAAAAAUAAUCAUCACCUCUUCACAACUACCAUUAACUUGAAUUCAAUGAAUGAUGGCUGGUAUGGAGCUCUAAAAGAGGCAAUUCAACAACAGCAGAACCAGCUGGUGUGGGUUUCAGAAGGAAAGGCAGAUGGUGCUACAAGUGAUGACCUUGAUUUGCAUGAUGAUCGCCUUUCCUACCUGUCAGCUCCAGGUAGUGAAUAUUCCAUGUAUAGCACUGAUAGCAGACACACUUCUGACUAUGAGGACACAGACACAGAAGGGGGUGCCUACACUGAUCAAGAACUAGAUGAAACACUCAAUGAUGAGGUUGGGACUCCUCCUGAAUCUGCCAUUACACGGUCUUCUGAACCUGUAAGGGAGGAUUCCUCUGGAAUGCAUCAUGAAGCUCAGGCCUACCCUUAUGUAUCGCAAGCGCAGCCACAACCAAAUCUUAGAAUGGACUCUCCAGGAUUUAAAAUAACUGCCUCACAACCGAAAGCAGAAGCCUCACCUGCAGUCCCUUACCUUUCCCCGUCGCCUGAAACAAACCCUGCAAUCUCAUCAACUUCUGUCGUUAAUCCUAACGUAAACCUAACUAAUGUCAGACUGGAGGAGCCCACCCCACCUCCUUACAACUCUUACCAACCGCAAGCUGGCCCCUUAAGAACAUCAAGCACUGAGGGUGCCCAUAUAAUGCUAAGAGAUCAAGAGCCAUCAUCCUUAUCGCCGCAUAUAGAUCCAACCAAGGUUUACAGAAAGGAUCCAUACAUUAAUGAGGAGGCGGCACCUAGGCAGAACUACAUCCUGAAACAGCCAGCUGUUAAUCAUCCAGUACACCGACAGGAAAGAGAGUCAAAUCUGAUCUAUGAAUCCCAGACUCAAUAUACAGAGAAACAGCCUAGUAGGGAAUAUGAACAAUCAACAUACCGGUAUGAUUCUGCUAACUAUUCGGAUCAGUUUGCUCGUAGUUAUGACCCUCAUUUACAUUAUGAGGACCGUGUACCUUCCUAUGAAGACCAGUGGUCAUAUUAUGAUGAAAAACAGCCCUACCAGCCAAGACCACCUUAUGAUAACCAACCACCUAAAGACUUUGACCCGAGACAAAAUGCAGAAGAGAGCACAGAACGCAGCUACUACCCAGCACAACCUCGCUUUGAAGAACCACCUCCAAUGACUUAUGACAGCAGACCUCGCUAUGAACAUGCACCUAAAAACUUCAUACCACAAGUGCGUUAUGAAGAUCAGCCCACUACUGCAUACGAUAUUCAUGGUAGAUAUAAACCAGAGGCCCAAACAUACCCUCCAGUGAUAUCUAGAUCUCCCGAACCUAAGCAGUACUUUGAGCCUCACACAAGGGGCUAUGAACCAGGCCCUCCCCAAGGUUUUAAUGCUAAAGUAGGACAGUAUGAGCCUUCUCAUACCACUGCAAAUGUGCCCCCUCCACCUCCUCCAUCGCAAACUAAGCCAGAAAUUUUGCCUUCAAACAGUAAACCACUGCCUACACCACCAACACUAACAGAGGAAGAAGAAGAUCCAGCCAUGAAACCACAAUCAGUGCUUACUAGAGUUAAGAUGUUUGAAAACAAAAGAUCAUUGUCUGUGGAAAAAAUCAAGGACUCUAAUGAUACACCAGCUGUCAAGCCCCCGGAAUUAGCACCUAAACCUACCCUUGCUACGGUUGCCAAGCCAGCCUCUCAGUAUGAACAUGACAAAACAACGUACAGGGCCCCAGAACCACAAAGACCUCAAGCAAAGCCACCUGAAGAUAUAGUCCGUUCAAAUCACUAUGAUCCUGAAGAAGAUGAGGAGUACUAUCGAAAGCAGCUCUCAUACUUUGACCGCAGAAGUUUUGAAAAUAAGCCCUCUGCACAGAUACCUGCCAGCCAUCAUCCUGAGCCUGCUAAGCCAGUACAUCCUCAACUGAAUUUCACUAAUUAUUCUUCUAAAUUUCUUGGCUCUUACACUAGCUAUGACUACUUGAAAAGGAACAUCAAGUGGGGGAAACCUACUGAUACUGAACCGAUGGAUAGGCCUGUUGGUGAAAAGCGCUAUGAGCCAGUUCCUCAAGUUACUUCUGCUGUUCCUCCCCCACCUCCAGUACAAUAUACACAACCACAGUCAAUUAAUAACCCUGCGCUCUCUCUUCAGGCACAUCACAAGCCUGCACUUUCUGAGGUUAACUCUGUGUCAGUAGAUUUCCAGAAUUCUACAGUGUCUAAACCUGACCCUCCUCCACCUCAGAAUAAACCAGCAAUUUUGAGAUCUUCCAACAGAGAAGACACUGUGCAGUCUACUUUCUAUCCUCAGAAAAGCUUCCCUGACAAGGGUCCACUUAAUGGAAGUGAGCAGACUCAAAAACCAGUCACUCCUGCUUACAAUCGCUUUACAACAAAACCAUACACAAGUGCUGCCAGGCCAUUUGAACGCAAGUUUGAAAGCCCUAAAUUCAACCACAAUCUUCUGCCAAAUGAAACUCAACAUAAACCAGAAUUGCCAUCAAAGUCUCCAAAUUCUCCUCAACCAAUUUUAAAAGCACACGGCUCGUUGCAGCCUUCUGAGUUUGACAGUGGAAUGGAUACAUUCUCUAUACAGGCAGACAAGCCUAAAUAUCAACCAAAUAAUGUUAAUGCUGUGCCUAAAGCCAUUCCUGUAAGCCCUUCAGCUUUGGAGGAUGAUGAGGAGGAGGAUGGACACACUGUUGUAGCAACAGCAAGAGGUGUGUUUAACAGCAAUGGUGGUGUAUUAAGCUCCAUAGAAACUGGAGUUAGUAUAAUAAUACCACAAGGAGCCAUCCCAGAAGGAAUAGAACAAGAAAUCUAUUUCAAGGUCUGCAGAGACAAUAGCAUCCUCCCACCAUUAGACAAAGAGAAAGGUGAAACGCUGCUCAGCCCCUUGGUUAUGUGUGGGCCUCAUGGACUAAAAUUCCUGAAGCCAGUGGAGCUGCGCUUACCACAUUGUGCGUCAAUGACCCCUGAUGGUUGGUCUUUUGCUCUAAAAUCCUCCGACUCCUCGUCGGGUGACCCCAAAACCUGGCAGAACAAGUCUCUUCCUGGGGAUCCAAACUAUCUUGUUGGAGCAAACUGUGUCUCAGUCCUAAUUGACCACUUCUAAUCCCUAAAUUAGCUGAGUACAUAAUGUGAAACUGAAAUGGACCUUACAUAUAAACUGAACCACUAUCAAGUAUUAACUGUUCUAUAAGCGAUAAUGGAACUUCUUGUUUAAGCAUCUUGCUCUAAUUAACAAUGGUUUAGCAAGUACAUGAACCAUGGUCAGAAUACGUGUCACAAACAGGGAGUGUACAGUAGGAAUAAUGUGGGGUGCGUGUGGGUUUCUGUAUGUUGGGGGUUUUGUUUUUAAAGGACACUGCUAAUGUUUCGUUGUUGAAAAAGUUUAAAGUACCAAUGGGGUAUAUUAAGAGGAAUUGAAUUUAGUUCAUAGUCCACUGGUGGAAAUACAUAAUUUGGCCUGUCUUUUUACUUUUGUUUGUUUUAAAGUACACAAGACUAUAUCCUGGUAUCAAGGUUUUUAAAUGACUCUUUGGUGUACAUGUCAAAUAAUGUGGCGAUAAACUUUGGCUAGCACAACUUAGAUGUUUUCCUCUACUAAGAGGGUAAUGCAAGCACGUCUACUUACUGUGUAUGAAAACAUUGUCAUGGGAAAGAGAGAAAGCAUGUGAGAUGACUAUGGUUCAGUUGCCUCUCUGGAUUUGUAAAUUAACCACAUUACAGACAUAUUAACCAGCAGGGAUGCCUUACCCUCAUGUUUUUAAUAGUUUUAGUGCUCAUAGUUCUCUGUAUUACUAAGUUUGUAUGGCUUUCGUGCUUACCUAGAUAAUAUAUCAUGAGACAGAUUGGGGCUUGAGGGAAGGGAAAACUUGUUAACUUGUCAGUUUAGAGAACAAGUGCUGUUUGUGUUGAGCAAGCAGAAGAAAACCAGAAGAAAAUGAUGGUAUGUUUUCUGCUAUGCAUUUAAAAAUUUAGAUGUUAUAGAAUGCCUGUAUAUAAUGCGUGCAUACCACUUUUGUUCUUGGUUUGUAAAUUAACUUUUAUAAGCUUUACCUUUUUAUAUAUAUAAAUAUAUAUAAAAACAAAACAGUUUCUUAAGGAUAUCUUUGUAUUCUCAUACCUUUUGAGCCUUGAACUUUGACAUCUGCAGCAAUAAAGCAGCAUUUCUACAAUACAUGAACAAGGACAUUUUUUUUAAAUGCACAAAGUUGUUACCUUUUUAAUUGCUGCAUUUAAAGAAUAAAACUCAGAAUUCUCUACUUUGGUUAAAUUCUUAAAGUAUCCCUACUGUAAUUUGUGAUAAGGAUGCUGUACUAUGUGCCCUGAAAUGUAUUUUUUUACUAAUAGACAGUUUAUUAUGGCACAUCAGCACUACUACUGUUUAGAUAAUAUACCACUGCAUUCUGUUAAUCAGUUAUUAGCUUUUCAGGUGUGGCUGAUUCUUUUUCUUUGCAGUUAUUAAAAUUACACCUUUCUAAAUAUACAGAAUAAAACUGUUUUUAAAAUAAUAAAGAAGAUUUCUAGUA